CCUUUUUUUUAUUAUUUGGAGAAGGAAAGAUAGUAUACCCUCCAAUUUUGGAUCCUGCUUUGUGGGGGGGAUACAUCUAUCAUAUACAGCUGACAGUGAAAUUGUAACACUAUAUAGUAAAACCACUGAAACUAUGAGUCAUAAAUACAUCUUCAAAUACGUUAUCAUUGGCGACAUUAGUGUCGGCAAGAGCUGCAUCAUGCAGAGCUUUACGGAGAAACACUUCCGAAAGGAUCUUCCACACACCAUUGGGGUAGAGUUCGGCACCACAAUCGUGGAUGUCAAUGGUGAACUUGUUAAGAUACAAAUAUGGGACACCGCCGGUCAGGAGCGGUUCCGCUCUGUUACACGUGGGUAUUAUCGAGGUGCGGCGGCCGUAUUGCUGGUGUAUGACGUGUCGCGCAGGGACACCUUUGCUCAUGUGGGCUCUUGGCUCCAGGAGGUGCGUGCCAAUACCAACCCCCACACCGAGAUUCUCCUUGUCGGUAACAAGAGUGACCUAGAGUAUGAGCGCGAGGUGUCGUUUGAGGAGGCUGCUAAGUUUGCAUCGGACAACGGCCUACUUUUUCUCGAGUGCAGUGCUCUGAGCGGUCACAACGUGGUGCAGGUAUUUUUAUCGACCGCGCAGAAGAUUCAUGAAAAUGUGCUCAACGGGAAACUAAGUCCAACAGAUGCGGAAAGCGGUGUACAAAUGUGUUCUGCAGCAUUAUCGAUGACAAGCGGUGCCACCAGUGGCACUGACGGUGGAAGAAGCGUGAGUAACAUGUUGGGGGCUUCAUCCAGUGCUAAUAUAAACAACAAUAGUAACGUUACUUCGAGUAACUGUGCCUGCUGA
Messenger RNA from Phytomonas sp. EM1, 835 nucleotides. Lineage: Eukaryota; Euglenozoa; Kinetoplastea; Trypanosomatida; Trypanosomatidae. The record is from the annotation of a GenBank genome assembly.